UCAGUCUGUGGUUAGAAGCCAUUGUACCACCAGGGUCCGUACUGCAUCCAACAAAAGCAAACUCUACAGUUUCAUGUUAACCCGUUUUUGUUUAAACAUAGAACUGGAAUUUGAACCGUAAAAUAAAGCAAAUUAUCGACAAAAGUUAAGAAAACGAGAGGUUCACAAAAAGCGAACUACGACUGAUUUUUCCACCAGGGAAGUUAACGCUCGGCGAAGGGAUACAACCGACAUCAGAGGAGGAAGAACUGCGGUCCGCUCCCGUUGCUAAUUUCCUCUAUUUUUUUUCCGCUUUACAUUCCGUGCUUGGCUUUUCUCUUAGGUCUGUGCCCUUAUUUAGAUGGCGGCAAGCUUCCCAGACUCUGUAAACGAAAAUGAUAUAGGAAAGGCAAAGUUCAUCGGUGAACUCCUGGUGCCUGUUGCUCCCUUCGACCAGAAGGCUGGACGCGAGACGUGGACAGUAGCCUUUGCACCUAAUGGUUCCUACUUUGCCUGGUCUCAGGGGCAUCGCAUUGUGAGGCUCAUUCCCUGGGCAAAAUGCCUGAAGAACUUUUCAAUCGGCCACAAUGGAGAGGCCACCAAUGCGUCGAGCCCUCGCCGCUUGUCCCGUCAGAACAGCAACGGGGGCCAGGAAAUCCAGAUGGCCGACGAGCCCCGCGAACACACCAUCGAUUGCGGUGACAUCGUCUGGGGCCUGGCCUUCGGCUCGUCCGUCCCCGAGAAGCAGAGCCGCUGCGUUAACAUCGAGUGGCACCGCUUCAAGUUCGGUCAGGACCAGCUGCUACUGGCAACAGGCCUCAACAACGGUCGCAUCAAGAUCUGGGAUGUAUACACUGGAAAACUCUUGCUGAAUCUGAUGGAUCAUACUGAAUUAGUGCGAGACUUGACCUUUGCUCCCGAUGGCAGUCUCAUGUUGGUGUCUGCCUCCAGAGAUAAGACCCUCCGCGUGUGGGACCUCAAAGAUGAUGGUAACAUGGUGAAGGUUCUGCGGGGGCAUCAGAACUGGGUGUACUGCAGCGCCUUCUCCCCUGACUCCUCCAUCCUGUGCUCAGUGGGUGCAGGCAAAGCAGUGGUGGUAGACCAGGGAGGAACCAGCUCAGUACUGAACAUCCACUAUGAGAAGGAGGAACUAGAAGGUCACAGGGCUCUGUUUGUGGGGGUUCGGAUGCCCAGACAGAGCCACCGCCACCACAAGACCCACGGCUCCCGCCACCGCAAGAGAGACAAAAGGGCAGGAAGUAUCGCAACCAAUCAGAGUGAGGAAAGUGAGACGGCCUCCGCCAGUCAUGACACGCCGUCCCAGCGGGUCCAGUUCAUUCUGGGCACAGAGGAGGAUGCUGAACAUGUGGCCCACGAGCUCUUCACUGAGCUGGAUGAAAUCUGUGUGAAGGACGGCAAGGAUGCUGAGUGGAAGGAAACUGCCAGGUGGCUGAAGUUUGAGGAAGAUGUGGAGGAUGGAGGGGAGAGGUGGAGCAAGCCCUAUGUUGCUACUCUCUCCCUGCACAGCCUGUUUGAGCUGCGCAGCUGCCUCAUCAAUGGCACCGUGUUGCUUGACAUGCACGCUGACAGCAUCGAAGAGAUUGCAGACAUGGUUCUGGACCACCAGGAGACGUCCAAUGAAAUGGACGAAAGUGUGAGAGUGAAGGUGCGUGAGGCUCUGCUGAAGAGACACCACCACCAGAGUGAUAAGAAGAAGAACCUGAUGCCCAUGGUCCGCUCUAUCGCUGAGGGAACCCGCAAACAGUCAGAGCCCCUCCUGACAGCAGGGUCAGCCACAUCUCCCCAGCCUCCAUCAGCUACCGACAUUGCCAAAAACGGGGGCGGGCAUGACAGCCAUGUGGACCUCAGCAAGGUGGACAUGCACUUCAUGAAGAAGAUCCCAGAGGGUGCAGAGGCCUCUAAUGUACUGGUGGGAGAACUGGACUUCCUGGAGAGGCCCAUUGUGGCCUUUGUCCGCCUCUCCCCUGCUGUGCUGCUCACCGGGCUCACCGAGGUCCCCAUUCCUACCAGGUUCCUCUUUAUUCUGCUGGGCCCGGAUGGAAAGGCUCAGCAAUACCAUGAAAUUGGACGCUCCAUGGCAACCAUCAUGACAGAUGAAAUCUUCCAUGAUGUAGCCUACAAAGCAAAGGACAGAAGUGACCUGCUGGCCGGGAUAGAUGAAUUUUUGGACCAGGUGACGGUCCUACCACCAGGAGAGUGGGACCCCUCCAUCCGCAUCGAGCCCCCAAAGAGUGUCCCCUCUCAGGAGAAGAGAAAGAUGGCAGGAGUCCCUAACGGCACAUCCAGCCAGGUAGAAGAAGAACUUCACGCUGAGCACCACGGGCCAGAGCUGCAGAGGACUGGAAGGUUGUUUGGAGGUCUGAUACUUGACAUCAAGAGGAAAGCUCCAUUCUACCUGAGUGACUUUAAGGACGGUAUGAGCCUGCAGUGUGUGGCCUCCUUCCUCUUCCUCUACUGUGCCUGCAUGUCUCCUGUCAUCACCUUCGGAGGUCUGUUGGGGGAGGCGACAGAGGGACGCAUUAGUGCCAUAGAGUCCUUACUUGGUGCGUCUAUGACUGGAGUAGCCUACUCUGUGUUUGCUGGUCAGCCUCUCACCAUUCUGGGCAGCACAGGUCCUGUGCUGGUUUUUGAGAAAAUCCUCUUCAAGUUCUGCAAGGACUACGACCUUUCAUAUCUGUCGCUGAGGACUUGCAUCGGCCUGUGGACGGCUCUGCUUUGUUUGCUGUUGGUUGCCACUGAUGCCAGCUCUCUGGUGUGCUACAUCACUCGGUUCACAGAAGAGGCCUUUGCCGCCCUCAUCUGCCUCAUCUUCAUCUACGAGGCCUUGGAGAAGCUCAUCCACCUGGGAGAGGUUUACCCCUUUAAUGUAGAAAGCAAUCUGGACAAACUAACUCUUGCGUACUGUAGGUGUGCAGAGCCUGACAACCCCACUAAUAAAACCUUAGAUCUGUGGAGUGAGAGGAACGUCACAGCCUCAGCCCUAUCCUGGACCAACCUUACUGUCAAGGAGUGUAUCAGUCUGAACGGCCAAUUUGUCGGGACAUCAUGUGGCCCCCAUGGCCCCUACACCCCAGAUGUUCUCUUUUGGUCAACCAUCUUGUUCUUCUCGACCUUCUUAUUGUCUGCGUUCCUCAAAGACUUUAAGACAAGUCGUUAUUUCCCCACCAAGGUGCGUUCCAUGAUCAGCGACUUUGCUGUUUUCCUCACCAUUGCCGUCAUGGUUCUGCUUGAUUAUGCGGUUGGAGUGCCCUCACAGAAGUUGAAGGUGCCCAACAAAUUCAAGCCGACCAGAGACGACCGAGGUUGGUUAAUCAAUCCAAUAGGACGCAACCCAUGGUGGACCGUCCUGGCUGCAUCCAUCCCUGCUCUUCUCUGCACCAUCCUCAUCUUCAUGGACCAACAGAUAACUGCCGUCAUCAUCAACCGCAAAGAGCACAAACUGCUGAAGGGCUGUGGGUACCACCUGGACCUGCUGAUGGUGGGGGUGAUGCUGGCAGUUUGCUCCAUCAUGGGCUUGCCCUGGUUCGUAGCAGCCACAGUGCUGUCCAUCUCUCACGUCAACAGCCUAAAGCUGGAGUCGGAGAGCUCGGCUCCCGGAGAGAUGCCUCGCUUCCUGGGCAUCCGAGAGCAGAGGAUGACUGGCCUGCUCAUCUUCCUGCUCAUGGGCUGCUCUGUGUUCAUGACCGGAGCCCUGCAGUACAUUCCUAUGCCAGUGCUCUAUGGUGUGUUCCUUUAUAUGGGAGUCUCUUCACUAAAGGGUAUACAGUUCUUUGACCGUCUGAAGUUGUUUGGCAUGCCGGCGAAGCACCAGCCAGACUUCAUCUACCUGCGGCACGUCCCCCUGAGGAAGGUGCACCUGUUCACUCUCACCCAGCUCACCUGUCUGGUGCUGCUCUGGGUCAUCAAGCACUCACCUGCCGCUAUCGUCUUCCCCAUGAUGGUGCUAGCUUUAGUUUUCAUCCGCAAAAUGUUGGACUGGUGUUUCUCCAAUCGAGAGCUGAGUUAUCUGGAUGACCUUAUGCCUGACUGGAAGAAAAAAAACCUUGAUGAUGCCACCAAAACGAUAGAAGAGGAAUCACAGGGAAUGCUCAGUACAAAGAAGGAUGAUACAGCUCCUGUUCAGAUUCCUAUGGAGAGCAGGUAUCCUGCCCAGACCCCAAAAGCACAUGACCCCAGGUCUGACCCCUCUGAUAUUAAUAUAUCUGAUGAAAUGUCUAAAAGCACUGUGUGGAAAUCCCUCAACUCCAAUCAAAAAGACACUCAUCCUGUGGCUGCUAAGAAGGAUUGACGGGAUCACCUUCAUAGACGAAUAAAAGAUGUCCGAAGUCCUGGCAGAAUGUAGUUCUGGACCUCAGGACACUGCAAUUUGGCUGCUUUGAAACAAGUCUCAAUGAUUUCUACCAGCUACCCACAACACAUACUGUCCACAAGCUCACAGACAAGGAAAGGUAGACACAUGUACUUCUAUCUUUGUGAGGUGAAUAAUAAUGCUCACAAUCUUACCUUCCCAAAAAAAAGCCAGUGCUUAACUCAUUCUAACCAUCUUAACUAAAGGAAACCAAAUUCUCAUCCAUCAUCAUCUACUUCCAGCUUCACUAAACCACACAGGGAAGAAAGCCUUUAAGGUCUGGCCUGUACUCCGCCGUUAGCUUCCUCUCUUAGUUCUGAGGUUGAAGGAUGAUAUAAGGAUUGAAACUUAAAGACGUUGUCUCCUACAGCAGCAGCAAUCACCUGUGAAAAUUCCAUAAUAUCGAAUAGCUCUUCAUUUAUGGCUGAUAACUUACAGACAUGUCCUGGAGCUGCUCCAUCCACAGUGACAGUCAAUAAUGGAGGAUACAGUCACAGCUGCUGGCAGCCAUGGUGGUUUCACUGAGAUAACAGGACAUUUGCUGAUUCACACCUGAAAGUCGUGCGUUUAUUUCAAUCUCAUUCGGAUGUAACAUCUCAAACAGCCCCAGUUAGUGAGUGUCACUGUGCUGUCUCCAGAAAUGUCAGCCCGUUUUUAUUUACUCGUGGGGACACAGCUGCUGUUUGUCUUUAUAGAUCAACUUCACUUCCCAAAGUCAAUAAAUUAGGUCGUUAUAAAUCAUCUUGUAUGGUGGAUUUUUCAUUUAAUACAAGAACUAGCCAAAGCCAUAAACUGAACCCUAGCACAGAUAAAAAGCAGGAAUAUAUCCAGUUAUUUUAGGUACAGCAAUGUCCACCUAAUGGAGUCAUAUUCAACAGUCCGGCAAUAAAUCCUACCUUCAUGAUUCUCUAAUAUUAAGUUUUUGUUUCAGAAAAUAAUGAAAUCAAACGUGUGGUCAUCUGCUGCAGUCUGUGGUGCAUUACACUCACAGGUGUUUCUAUUAUUUUGUCCAUCCCAUUUACAUUGAUAAGGGCAGACUGAGUGUUAGGGUAGGGAAGCAAUCUUAGAAUUGAAUUUAAAAAAUCCUCCCUGUCAUUUUAUGGUCAAAAUGUGUUUGUAGUUUCAGUAGUUAACUACUCACAGAACAAUAGCCAAAAAGUAAUUAAACUACUUGUAAAUAUGAAUGUAAAUGGGCUACCAGUAAGUUGCUGCAAAAUUGGAUCCACUGUUAAUAGAAAUGGGUAGAAGACAUUUGGUCCUCACAAAGAUAGAACACACACACACACACACACACACACACACAAUGAUUACAACAACAACCUCUCUACUCCCUUUUUUCUUAAUUUCAUCACAAGCAACACUCCACCCAUGUACAUUGAGCUAGGCUUCAUGACACUUGUACUUUAAAAACAAACCAGGUUCUUCUUAUUAAACUAAGUAGGUUUAUCUGUGAUCAUUCCUUAAAUCUACUGUGUCUUUUUAUGUAAUGUGCCAUGAGUGGGUUAAAUCUUAACAGUGAUGAUAUGGUUGAAUAUUUGAUAGAUUUUAGAAAUACAAUGCAGGUUCAG
Messenger RNA from Notothenia coriiceps (black rockcod), 5916 nucleotides. RefSeq names its product solute carrier family 4 member 8 (gene slc4a8). The record is from RefSeq and is a predicted model, not a curated record. The transcript has 29 exons. NCBI's taxonomy places the organism in Eukaryota, Metazoa, Chordata, Actinopteri, Perciformes, Nototheniidae. Bases 341 to 4288 code for a protein of 1315 amino acids. Gene Ontology annotation, cellular component: plasma membrane. Gene Ontology annotation, biological process: regulation of intracellular pH; monoatomic anion transport; bicarbonate transport. Gene Ontology annotation, molecular function: solute:inorganic anion antiporter activity; protein binding; sodium:bicarbonate symporter activity.